AUGUUUGAUAAAUCAUCGAUAUCCAGAAUUAGAAUCCCUAACGAAGUCGGGCGCUAUAAAAUCAUUCGAAAGUUAGGAAGCGGUGGAUUUGCAGUUGUUUUUCUCGCCGUAGAUAAAAGAUCAAAUGAAAAAUUUGCAAUUAAGAUCGUUGAUAGGGAAGCUGUUCUAAAACAAGGAAUGCUUAAAUAUUUAGAGACAGAAUUAAGACUUAGUACGCGUUUUGAUCAUCCGAAUAUCGUUAAGACUUAUGAAAUCAUUUAUGAGCAAGAUAUCAUUCUAAUAGUCAUGGAAUAUCUUCCUAACGGAGAUCUUCACGAGUGCAUCACAAAACUACAGAAAUUUACCUUCGAAGACGAAUUACGUAUUUCUCGACAAAUUCUUGAUGCUUUGCAAUACCUUCAUAGUCGUGGUAUCUGCCAUAGAGAUGUUAAGCCAAGCAAUAUUUUAUUUGACGCUGAAAUGAACGCAAAAUUAAUAGAUUUUGGAAUGUCUCGUGAUAAUUGUUCAUCAUUAGAAACCCUUUGUGGCACAGCGUUUUUCAUGCCUCCAGAAGUCAUAACGUCAAAGCAUUAUGACGGAAUGAAGGCCGAUAUAUUUAGUCUCGGAGUAACUUUGCAUCUGAUGUCUACUUUUACAUAUCCGUUCAAGGUCAGUAGCGAAACCCAGUAUAUUAAUGAUAUCACAAAAAAUAAAAUUAAUGUUGACGUGAAAGUUGACGGUUUGAUGGGAAAUGUCAUAAGGAACUGCUUAUUCUUUGAUCCGAACCAAAGACACACUGCACAACAGUUAAUAGAAUAUAUUGAUAGUAGUAGGAAGCAUUUCAUCAAUUUCUGUGACUGUAAAGAAGAAUGUAAGAAGAUAAAAGGAUUUUCCUUGCCAAAACUUAAUUCUCAGUCUAAUUUCAAGAGGACAAUAAAUAUUUCAAGGAAUGACAAGAUACUUCUCCGAAAUCGCGAGAUUAAUAACUAUCCAAUAACCCGUUCACGUAGUAUUGAUUUCGGGAAACAGAAUAUUCGUAUAAAAAAAAUAUAUUCUUGA
Trichomonas vaginalis G3 is the source of this 1038-nucleotide messenger RNA. Its product is annotated as protein serine/threonine kinase protein. NCBI's taxonomy places the organism in Eukaryota, Parabasalia, Trichomonadida, Trichomonadidae. The transcript has a single exon. Gene Ontology annotation, cellular component: cytoplasm. Gene Ontology annotation, biological process: autophagy; peptidyl-serine phosphorylation. The record is from RefSeq and is a predicted model, not a curated record. Bases 1 to 1038 code for a protein of 345 amino acids. Gene Ontology annotation, molecular function: ATP binding; protein serine/threonine kinase activity.